Messenger RNA from Lodderomyces orthopsilosis Co 90-125, 3159 nucleotides. RefSeq lists its product as uncharacterized. Bases 1 to 3159 code for a protein of 1052 amino acids. The transcript has a single exon. NCBI's taxonomy places the organism in Eukaryota, Fungi, Ascomycota, Pichiomycetes, Serinales, Debaryomycetaceae. Gene Ontology annotation, molecular function: Glc3Man9GlcNAc2 oligosaccharide glucosidase activity. Gene Ontology annotation, cellular component: endoplasmic reticulum membrane. The record is from RefSeq and is a predicted model, not a curated record. Gene Ontology annotation, biological process: oligosaccharide metabolic process; protein N-linked glycosylation.
AUGCCAGGUUUAACUGCAGAAGAAGAGAGAUUAAAAGAUAUCAAAUAUAGACAAUGGGGUCCAUAUGUUUCAGAAAGAUCUUGGGGAACUGUUCGUGAAGAUUAUAGUGGCGAUGGAAAUGCUUGGGAUUCAUUCAAGUUUGAAGACUAUGCUCGUGUUUCACGUUGGUCACAAGAUGGGUUAGCUGGUGUUUCUGAUAGACGUCAAUUGGUUAAUAUCACUAUGGCUUUAUGGAAUGGGAAAGAUGACAUUUUAAAGGAGAAAUUAUAUGGAUUGACCAACAAUCAAGGUAACCAUGGUGAAGAUGUAAAGGAAUUGUAUUACUACCUUGACAAUACCCCUUCUCAUUCGUAUAUGAAGUAUUUGUACAAGUAUCCGCAAAACAAAUUCCCUUAUGAAGAUUUGAAAGAGGAGAAUGCUAAAAGAUCAAGAUUAGAUCCUGAAUAUGAAAUUACAGAUACUGGAUUAUUCGAUGAAAAUGAGUAUUUUGAUGUUGUUUUUGAAAGUGCCAAGGAUUCACCUGAUGAUUUGUACUUUAGAAUCACUGCUUACAAUAGAAGUGAUAAACCAGCUCCAUUACAUUUAUUACCAAAUGUGGUAUUGAGAAACACUUGGGCAUGGGGUACAAAGGAAAGUGUUAAUGAGCCUAAACCACAUUUGAGACAAGUAAAUGACUAUACAAUUGAAGUUGAGACUCAUAAAUUUGGUAAACGUUACUUAUCAUUUGCACCAUCUGCUGGUAUUACUGAGAACUCCCCAGAUGUUGAACCAAGAUUAGUCUUUACUGAGAAUGAAACAAAUACCAAGAAAUUGUAUGGACAAGAAAACAAGAGCAAAUUUGUCAAAGAUGCAUUUCAUGAGCUUGUUGUUCGUGGUGACGAAAAAGUAGUAAACCCAGAUAAAGAAGGUACGCAAGCUGCAGCUUGGUAUGUAUUUGAUGAAAAUGGAGGUGUACCACCAGGUGACUAUGUAACCAUUCGUUACAAGUUUACCAAAGAAAAUUCCGACGUUGAUGAGUAUAAAUUGGAUCAAAUUUUCAGUAAACGUCAAAAUGAAGCUGAUCAAUUUUAUUGGAAGGUUUCUCCUUUACCAAUUAGUGAUGAAUUGAGACAAAUUCAAAGAUAUGCAUUUGCUGGAUUGCUAUGGUCAAAACAGUUUUACCAUUUUGUCCACAAUUACUGGGCUUAUGGUGAUCCAAAUACAGUGAAACCACCAGUUAAUCGUGCAAAUGGUAGAAACAAAGAAUGGAAACAUUUGUAUAUUGAUGAUAUCUUGUCAUUGCCUGAUAAAUGGGAGUAUCCAUUUUUUGCUGCUUGGGAUACCGCUUUCCAUUGUAUUCCAUUUGCUAUGAUUGAUCCAUGGUUUGCCAAGAACCAAAUUGAUCUUUUAUUAAGGGAGUGGUAUAUGCACCCCAAUGGUCAAAUCCCGGCAUAUGAAUGGAAUUUCAGUGAUGUAAACCCACCUGUGCAUGCAUGGGCUGCUUAUAGAAUCUUUAAAAUUGAAAGAAAAAUGUAUGGACGUGAGGAUAUUGAUUUUUUGGAAAGAGUUUUUCAAAAAUUGAUGUUAAAUUUUGCUUGGUGGGUUAAUAGAAAAGAUGCUGAAGGAAACAAUAUUUUUGAAGGUGGGUUUUUGGGAUUAGAUAAUAUUGGUGUUUUCAAUAGAUCAGAAGCCUUACCUACAGGAGGUAAUUUAGAACAGGCUGACUCCACUGGAUGGAUGGCGUUCUUUUCGUUGCAAAUGUUGAAUAUAGCAUUGGAAUUGGCCAAGACGAGACCCGUUUAUGAAAAUAUUGCCUCAAAGUUUUUUGAACAUUUUGUUGUUAUUGCUGACGCGUUGACAUUUAGAGGUGGUGAAGGCGAAAAUGAAUCCUCAACAAAGAAUUCACUUUGGGAUGAAAAUGACGAGUUUUAUUAUGAUGCUAUCAGAUAUGGAGAUCACAAUACCCAGUCACUUCCAGUUAGGUCAUUAGUUGGUUUAAUCCCCCUCUAUGCUUCAUUGACCUUGGAGCCUGAAUUGUUGGAAAGAUUCCCAUCGUUUAAAAAGAGAUUAGACUGGUUUGUACACCAUAGAAAAGAAGUUGCUGAGAGAAAUAUUGCAUCAAUGGAAGCAAGAGGUGUUGGUGAAAGAUUGUUGUUAUCCUUGGUCUCAAAAGAAAGACUUGUGGCAAUUUUGCGUAGAAUGUUGGAUGAAAAAGAGUUCCUAUCACCAUAUGGUAUCAGAUCCUUAUCUAAAUAUCACAAAGACCAUCCUUUCACUAUGGAAGUUAAUGGCGAAACGUUUAAAGUUGGGUAUUUACCAGGUGAAUCCGACUCAGGUAUGUUUGGAGGUAAUUCCAAUUGGAGAGGGCCAAUUUGGUUCCCCACCAAUUUCUUAUUAGUUGAAGCAUUGCAGAGAUUUUACUUGUACUAUGGUCCUGAUUUGAAAGUUGAAUGUCCAACUGGAUCGGGUGAGUAUCUCAAUUUAGCACAAUGUGCUCAAGAGAUUCAACACCGUUUGAUACAUUUAUUCUUGCCUGAUGAAGAAGGUAAUAGGGCAUGUAAUGGUGGUAAUGAACUAAUCAAUAAAGAUCCAUUCUUUAAAGAAUAUGUUCCAUUUUAUGAAUAUUUUGAUGGAGAUACAGGAAGAGGUUUAGGUGCAUCUCAUCAAUGUGGUUGGACUGCUGUUGUUGCUAAGUGGAUUCAUGAUAAUGGUGUUACUUGCAGGAUACCUAAGACGCCAAGAACACCAGUCAAUAGAAGAAACUCAUCGGUGUUCUUACACGACAGUGCAAGUACCGAUGAAGAUGUCAAGAAGUAUAAACCGAAAUCUGGGCCAUUUUCAGGUAAAUUGGUGAGAAGAAAAUCAGGUAAAUCGUUGUUGAAUUUGACUGUCAAUGCAUUGGACCUCAAUGAUGAUGAAGAAGAAGCCACGGCAAAAGCAGCUGUUUGCACUCAACUUGAUGGAUUAGAUCAUGGUGUUUGUGUCACUGAUGAAAUAUUGAAGAAAGAAUUGACUGAAUUGCAAAAAACUCAAUCUGGUGCCUCAAUUGAUUCAGGUGAUGAAGUUGAUGAUGAAUUUUUAGAACAGGUCAAAGCAGCUUUCAAGAAGUAUAAAUCGAGAACUGACGAUGAUGAUAAUGUUUCUGGAGAUGAGUUUGAAACUAGACUUCAUGAUAAAUAA